AUGGCCAAUCUAGCAUCAACCUACUGGGACCAGGGACGCUGGGCUGAAGCUGAGAAUCUGGAUGUACAAGCAAUAGGGAUAAGGAAAAGAGUGCUGGGAACUGAGCAUCCUGAUACUUUGACUAGCUUGGACAACCUGGCAUCAACCUAUUGCAAUAAGGGACACUGGGCUGAAGCUAAGAAGCUGCACAUACAAGUUUUGGAGAUACGAAAGAGAAUGCUAGGAGCUGAGCAAUCUGAUACUCUGACCAGAAUGAACAAUCUGGCAUUAACCUAUUGCAAGCAGGGAAGCUUGACUGAAGCUGAGAAACUGCACGUACAGAUUACAGAGAUAUUGAAGACAAUGCUAGGAGCUGAGCAUCCUGAUACUCUGACCAGCUUAGACAACCUGGCAUUAACCUAUCGCAAUAAAGGAUGCUUGACCGAAGCUGGGAAGCUGCACAUGCAAGUUAUGGUGAUAAGAAAGAGAGUACUAGGAGCUGAGCAUCCUGAUACUUUGACCAGCAUGGCCAAUCUGGCCUAUGUAUGGGAAUCUCAGGGAAGACUUUUGGAAGCCUUAACUUUGCUCGAGGAAUCUUGUCUGCUGAGGCACAAAGUAUUAGGUUCAGCUCACCCCAUCACAAAAGACGCUGUUGAUGCUCUAGAUCGCUGGAAGGGCAAGCAUGAUUUGUUCCUAAAUGAGCGGCUUCCACCUCCGCCACCUCAAAUUGAGCAAUCAGAGCAUCUACAAGUUGUAAUGCAGCACACUGCAGCUCCAAUACUGGCACACCCACACCGUGUAGGGCACAUUCGUUUGCCUCAUACCCAGGGCCAAUUAGCGCUGGGAUUCCUCUCCGGUGGUCAUCCCCUUAUCAUUGCUUCCAGAGCACCCUCGCCCACGUCACGAAACCGAGUUACGCAGGAAGAAGUUGAGUAA
Messenger RNA from Aspergillus nidulans FGSC A4, 915 nucleotides. RefSeq lists its product as uncharacterized. The coding region runs from base 1 to 915 and encodes 304 amino acids. The record is from RefSeq and is a predicted model, not a curated record. NCBI's taxonomy places the organism in Eukaryota, Fungi, Ascomycota, Eurotiomycetes, Eurotiales, Aspergillaceae. The transcript has a single exon.